Endocarpon pusillum Z07020 is the source of this 1878-nucleotide messenger RNA. RefSeq lists its product as uncharacterized. The coding region runs from base 1 to 1878 and encodes 625 amino acids. NCBI's taxonomy places the organism in Eukaryota, Fungi, Ascomycota, Eurotiomycetes, Verrucariales, Verrucariaceae. The record is from RefSeq and is a predicted model, not a curated record. The transcript has a single exon.
AUGGCUGCGUUAUUGAAGUCUGCAUCUUAUAGCUUGGUGCAUGAUCAUAUUUCUCGCUCACCGCACGAAUCCACCACUGUUGAACCCAAGUCUUGCCUGCAUGCUCUCAAGGACAGUUCCAAAGCAGAAGGACUGAAAAAGGCUCGCAGCAGGCUUGGGAGAUUGUGGACCUGGAUCGCAACCGACUCCUGGACUCUUGAGUAUGCUGCUUUGACGAUAGCCGUGGCUUCUUUGGCGAGUAUUGGGAUCUUGCUCGGAAUCUACGGCGAGCGUCCUACAUCGGCUUGGACGUACACAAUCACCCUGAAUUCUGUUCUUUCCACGUUAGCCACGGUCAUGAAAGGGUCAACGUUGUUACCUGUUGGCGCUUGCCUGAGUCAACUAAAAUGGACAUGGUACCAUCACGAGAAGAGAUCCUUGCUGCACUUCCAGCUGUUCGACGCAGCUUCCAGAGGUCCGUUGGGCGCGGCUUCGCUCCUCUACCAAAUCCAUUCCUGGCACCUCGCUUCUAUUGGCGCCAUUGUGACAUUGAUAGCUCUGGUCUCGGACGCUUUUAUUCAACAGUCGGUACUGUAUCCCUCAAGAACCAUCAAUGAGACUGCAUCUGUACCGUUCAGUCAGUCCUACGGCCUAGUGAGUACUUACCGGGGACGAAGCCAAGGCUAUGCCUAUGAAGUUGAACAAUCUAUGAAAGCUGCAAUUUACAAUGGGAUAUUUUAUCAUAACGCAUCUGUCACCGGUACUGGUGUCUCGGCAAAUUGUCCUACUGGAAAUUGCACAUUCCCAGAGUAUGCAUCCCUGGCUAUGUGCUCGCGAUGUCGGGGCGUUACUUCUUCUAUCAAGGAUGUAUGCGUACCCGUAGACACCACGAGAAUCGGGGACAACGUUCCCAACAACUGCACUAUGCAAGCCACACUUCCGAACGGACUGACGAUGCGCAACAUAUACUCUGAAGCACGAAAGAACUAUUCUACAUACAACAACUACAUGAACACAAGCACUAAUGAAUCACUAAAUGAGAAAACUUCGACAGGCUUCUGGAACCUCGUCAAUCUAACGAUUUUGAUCGCUAACUUAAAUACUCAAUCGUCGGACAGUAGCGAUUAUGAUUUGAUGUAUAGAAAUCCAACUGCAUUCGACUGUGGUUUCUACUUUUGCGUACAGAAAUACUGGGGUAAAGUUUCGAAUGGUGUCUUCUCCGAAUAUAUCUUAGCCAAUUUCACAGGCGGUGAGACCAGUUACCACAGACGCAAAGGGGGAGGGGGCGAGAAUUGGAUUGUCAAUGUUUCCAAAGGACAUUUACCCUCUGCGUCCAAUUUAACAUUCUCGGUGGAUGAUGAGUCGGCAAAUGCUUUGUUGUUCUACUUAGGUAAUUUAUUCAAGGGCAACGGAUCCACAAAUUGCGACAGCGGAGUUCCGAGCUUCAGCAGCGAUGUCAUGGAAGUCAUCUUUCUCAAAGGUCCAUCCAAUGUGCCUCAAAUAAUGGCCAACGUCGCAACCGCCAUGACGAACAAUUUGCGCCUGAAGUCCGAAACGGUUGCAAUCGGGACCGCCAUUGUUCUAGAGACUUACAUUCAUGUGCGAUGGCUUUGGCUGCUGUUGCCAUUGAUUAUGGUCUCACUCGCAACAAUCCUCCUUGCACUCACUGUUUGGCAAAGUCGCAGAUGGGACAUACCCAAUUGGAGGAGUAGUGCACUUGCGGCCAUGAUGCAUGGUGUUCAAGAGGACGAAGAGGGCGCGUUGAACAUGCGUGCUCUUGCCCUGUUGGGUAAGGAGAGGAUAAGUGAGCUCAAGAGGUGGAGUGAGGUAGUUCAGGUACGGCUCAGGCGCAGGGGUCCUAGUGGUGAAGAUUAUGGCCUUAUUCCUGCUGAUGAGUAA